CAGAGAAUUUUCAGUCGCUUUUGACGUCAUGUUGGUGACGGUGUAGUGAGUUCUAGCUUCACAGGUUCUAACCGUUUCCCAUCGUUCUUUGGAUGUAAACGCUUCUGGAUUUCAGUUCUUUCAACCUGAAUCCUGCCAGUGUCUGUCCUAAAUGGCCACUGAAAGUGAAAAACAAGCGGAGACAGCAGAUGACUUUGCUGCGCAUGUGCAGUGACCCGAACGAAGAGGACAGAGGGUGGCCUGAGCGCGGAGAUUCCGCGCGUGCGCUCGGCUCGCUCGGUGCCACCGCAGCCGGGAGGCGAAGUGGAGUAUGUCAGCCCCGUUUGAGGAGCGCAGUGGGGUGGUUCCGUGCGGGACGCCGUGGGGCCAGUGGUACCAGACCUUGGAGGAGGUGUUCAUUGAAGUUCAGGUGCCGCCAGGCACUCGCGCCCAGGAUAUCCAGUGCGGCCUGCAGAGCCGGCAUGUGUCGCUGGCCGUGGGUGGCCGCGAGAUCCUCAAGGGCAAACUCUUUGAUUCUACAAUAGCUGAUGAAGGAACAUGGACUUUGGAGGAUAGAAAAAUGGUCCGUAUUGUUCUCACAAAGACAAAGAGAGAUGCAGCAAAUUGUUGGACUUCUCUUCUAGAAUCUGAAUAUGCAGCUGAUCCUUGGGUGCAAGACCAAAUGCAGAGAAAACUUACAUUAGAGAGAUUCCAGAAAGAAAAUCCUGGUUUUGACUUCAGUGGAGCAGAAAUCUCAGGAAACUACAGUAAAGGUGGACCAGAUUUCUCAAAUCUUGAGAAAUAAUCACAAUUUUCUUGCUGCAUUUUGUGGAUUCUAGCAGAUGUUGCCAGCUUAAUCAAAGGAAUAGAUUAUGUGAUGGAAGAAAACUGUGGAUGCCUACAGUUAACAAAUUGCAAAAUAUAUUUAAACAUGGCUCUAAUAAUUGCAUUCAAAUAUGAUUUACAUAGGAAACAUCUUAAAUAACUUGUGGGAACUCCAACUGAUACACGGUAACUUUUUUUGACUUGUUUUUUGCUCAGCAUGAAGUUUUAUAUGCUGCAUUUUACUAAUUUCAUAUUUAACCUGUAUUUUUAAUAUGAAAAACAUUAGGGUUUAGAUCAUGUGAAAUGACAGGGUGCCUUCAGGGAAAAUUAAGUUUUUCUUUCAAUAAGUGUGAUGCAGGAAUAAUGUUCAAUAAACUUUUCUAAAUAGGAA
Camelus dromedarius (Arabian camel) is the source of this 1195-nucleotide messenger RNA. It is a transcript of the gene NUDCD2, whose product is annotated as NudC domain containing 2. The record is from RefSeq and is a predicted model, not a curated record. Gene Ontology annotation, biological process: protein folding. Bases 311 to 784 code for a protein of 157 amino acids. NCBI's taxonomy places the organism in Eukaryota, Metazoa, Chordata, Mammalia, Artiodactyla, Camelidae. The transcript is spliced from 4 exons. Gene Ontology annotation, cellular component: cytoplasm.